Talpa occidentalis (Iberian mole) is the source of this 9854-nucleotide messenger RNA. It is a transcript of the gene GPCPD1, whose product is annotated as glycerophosphocholine phosphodiesterase 1. Gene Ontology annotation, biological process: glycerophospholipid catabolic process. The transcript has 20 exons. The record is from RefSeq and is a predicted model, not a curated record. Gene Ontology annotation, molecular function: glycerophosphocholine phosphodiesterase activity; starch binding. Lineage: Eukaryota; Metazoa; Chordata; Mammalia; Eulipotyphla; Talpidae. Bases 2433 to 4451 code for a protein of 672 amino acids.
AUAACUAAUUUUUUUGCUAGCCUUAAAGUUUCUUUUUGAUAUAAUUUCAGAUAAAUGUAAGAUUGCAGUACUUCAAUUAUUCAUUUUACAUAUCAAAAAAUGAAAUAUUCAGGUUCAUAUAAAAUGUCAUGUUGGAAGAGAAUAAGAAGAUAUUUGGUUAAUGAUAGGUUAAUAAGGAGUGACAAUCUAGAGCUAAUUUUAGAUUUAGAACAUUCUUUGUCAGUGCUAGAACUGGAUGUAUGUGCUUUAAAUAGAUCAUGUUUACUCUUAGAGACAGAAAAUAGAUUAAGGUAGCUUAGAAAUUACUUUGAUCAAGGACAAGUUUUUCUCUAAUGUGGGCUUUUGGGUUUUCUAACUGAAAUGGUAAGUGCUCCCAAAUAGGGAAUUCUUUAUCCAGGUGACAUGAAACCACAUUGACUGGUGGUCUUACAAAAGUUACUUUUUAUAAUUGAUGUGAAUGGGAUGAUACACUGAGCUUAUAGUUCAGAGUGAGCCUGGAAUUUUUCCUUAUAGCAGCUCUCUGUGGAUAGAUAGAGAUUAGGUUUUUCAACCUCAAGCCCUAUUGAUAUUUGGAGCUGGACAGUUAUUUGUAGACAAUUGUUCGCUGCAUAUAAUGGUAUUUAGCAAUAUUCCUUGCCACUAGAUGCCCCCAAUUGUGACAACCAAUAAUACCUCCUGAGAUUACCAAAUAUCCCAUAGAGGGCAAAAUUGCCUCCAAUGAGAGCUGCUUCUAAGAGCUAUCUGUCUACCCUGACUUGGGAGUGUGGUAAACUGGGGUAGCUGUGCUCAUUAACUGACCAUUGCAGUUGCAUGUGUUUUCAUGGAAAGGAACAGGAUAAAAGAGAAAAUAGAAAAAUGAAUACAUAUGAAAGGUAUUUUAGGAUUUAAAAAAAAAUUUUAAAGAUUUAUUUAUUCAUGCAUACAAGAGCUGGAGUACAGGCCAGAAGUGUGGGGGGCGAGAGGAUUCAUCAAAGACAGAGUGGGGAACAGAAGAGGCAGACUGAGUGAAAUAUACUGCAGCCGGAGAGUCAGGAGAGGUCUGCUGUGCCAUGUGGGUUGCUCCCUGGCUGGGGACUGAAUUUGUGCUGCAGUGGUUGCAGAUAGCUUCAUAGGUUGCGUCUUAACCCCUUGCGCCACCAGGGAGGCCCUAGGAUUUGUUUUUAAUGAUGCAAUAUGUAAAUGCAAGUAAACAAAAUUUAAACUGGCAAACUAAUGGAAAUGAUACAGAAUAAAGACGUGAUUAGAAUUAUUUUAGAAUUAUUUUAGAAACAUUGGUAGAUUGGGUAUUGAAUAAGUUACAUAGAUGAUCUUCCCUUGUGUGGAGUAUGUGUUCUUUCUAUAUUUACAUAUUUCAACCUUCUUGAGAAUUAACAUUUUAUUUUAUUUUUUUAAAGAUUUAUUUAUUUAUGCAUACAAGAGCUGGGGUAUAGGCCAGAGAUGCGGGAGUAAGAAGAUUCCCCAGAAAGAAACAGAGUGGGGAACAGAACAGGCAGACUGAUUGAAACACACUGCUGAGGGGGAGCAUUGGGUGAGACAGGAGAGGUCUGCUGCGCCAUGUGGUUUCUGGCCGGUUGGUUGGGGAUUGAACUCGUGCUGCAGAGGCUGUAUUUUGUUUCAUAAGUGCAGUGCUUAACCCCUUGCGCCACCAGGGAGGCCCCACAUUAUUUAUUUAAAAAAACCUAUUUAUCUCCCUUCAGAUACGUAAUGAGGGAAUGAUAAGCAGAUUGGUUUGGCUGGGAAAAGCAGCAUAGAAAUGAAAAAUCAACUAAAAAUAAAAUGUGGGCAAGCAGAGAAGGAUCUCAAAGACCUAGUGGUUUAGAUUUCUGUAAGUAAUUGAAAUUAUCCCGAGCCAGGAACGUGAGGAAGAAUAUUUACGUAAAAUAUGUUACUGGGAAGAUAUAUAAAAGCCAAUGUAUAAGUAGAAGACUUAAGAGUUUUGAAUAAAGUUCAACUUUAGAAAGUUCAAAAUGUAAAUUCAAUUAAGAUUGACAGACCUUGGUAUAUUACAGAGUCCAGAUUCUCAAUUUAGCCUACAGAACUCUAGUAAAGAUCUUAUGGUUAAUAUAGAGAAAAAUCUGGAAAGUGUUUUGUGGAAGAAGGGUUGGUUUGUUUUCAGUCAUGAGUUGUGUUACUUAGAAGCAUAGAAGUUUCAAACUGGUUGCAGAAUAUGACUACUUUGUUUCAGUGCGUGAUACUUAAGAUCCUUGGUGUUUCCCUUGUUAUUAAAGUUGAAACCUUGUUAAAGUAGAAAUCUCUCUUGAGCCAAGCUUUCUUCUAUCCAUAGUUAUUUGUUUGUUUUAUUCUCCACCAUAACAGGAGUCUGGCCAGGAAAGAUAGGUCAAGUGCUGAACAGCUGCUUAUCAGAAGAGAAAGUGCUAGGCAGGAAAAUCUUGAAUCUUUAAAACACGACAUCCUAUAAUAAAUCCAUCAGAAUGACUCCUUCUCAGGUUACCUUUGAAAUCAAAGGAUCUCUUUUACCAGGAGAAGUUUUUGCAAUCUGUGGAAGCUGUGAUGUUUUGGGAAACUGGAAUCCUCAAAAUGCUGUGGCUCUUUGUCCAGAAAAUGAGACUGGUGAAAGCAUGUUAUGGAAAGCCACCAUAACACUCAAUAGAGGAGUAUCAGUUGAGUAUCGCUACUUCAAAGGGUGCUUCUUAGAACCAAAGACUAUCGGUGGUCCAUGUCAAGUCAUAGUUCACAAGUGGGAGACUCAUCUACAACCACGAUCAAUAACCCCUUUAGAAAGUGAAAUUAUUAUUGACGAUGGACAAUUUGGGAUCCACAAUGGUGUUGAGACUCUGGAUUCUGGAUGGCUGACAUGUCAGACGGAAAUAAGAUUACGUUUGCAUUAUUCUGAAAAACCUCCUGUCUCAAUUACAAAGAAACAAUUAAAAAAAUCUAGAUUUAGAGUAAAGCUGACGCUCGAGGGUCUGGAGGAAGAUGACGAUGAUAGGGUGUCGCCCACUGUUCUUCACAAAAUGUCCAAUAGCCUGGAGAUAUCCUUAAUAAGUGACAAUGAGUUCAAAUGUAGGCACUCUCAGCCAGAGUGUGGGUAUGGCUUACAGCCUGAUCGUUGGACAGAGUAUAGCAUACAGACAAUGGAGCCAGAUAACCUGGAACUCAUAUUUGAUUUUUUUGAGGAAGAUCUCAGUGAACAUGUAGUUCAGGGGGAUGCCCUUCCUGGACAUGUGGGUACAGCAUGCCUCUUAUCAUCUACCAUUGCUGAGAGUGGGAAGAGUGCUGGAAUCCUUAUUCUUCCCAUCAUGAGCAGAAAUUCCAGAAAAACAAUAGGGAAAGUACGAGUUGACUAUAUAAUUAUUAAGCCAUUACCAGGAUACAAUUGUGACAUGAAAUCUUCAUUUUCCAAGUAUUGGAAGCCAAGAAUACCAUUGGAUGUUGGACAUCGAGGUGCAGGAAAUUCUACAACAACUGCUCAGCUUGCUAAAGUUCAAGAAAAUACUAUUGCUUCUUUAAGAAAUGCUGCUAGUCACGGUGCAGCCUUUGUGGAAUUUGAUGUACAUCUUUCAAAAGAUUUUGUGCCUGUGGUGUAUCAUGAUCUCACCUGUUGCUUGACUAUGAAAAAGAAAUUUGAUGCUGAUCCUGUUGAAUUAUUUGAAAUUCCAGUAAAGGAAUUAACAUUUGACCAACUGCAGUUGUUAAAGCUCACUCAUGUGACUGCACUAAAAUCUAAAGAUCUGAAAGAAUCUGUGGUAGAGGAAGAAAAUUCCUUCUCUGAAAAUCAGCCAUUUCCUUCUCUUAAAAUGGUUUUAGAGUCUUUACCAGAAGAUGUAGGAUUUAACAUAGAAAUAAAAUGGAUCUGCCAACAAAGGGAUGGAAUUUGGGAUGGUAACUUAUCGACAUAUUUUGACAUGAAUCUGUUUUUAGAUAUAAUUUUAAAAACUGUCUUAGAAAAUUCUGGGAAGAGGAGAAUAGUGUUUUCUUCAUUUGAUGCAGAUAUUUGCACAAUGGUUCGGCAAAAGCAGAACAAAUAUCCUAUAUUAUUUUUGACUCAAGGAAAAUCUGAUAUAUACCCUGAACUCAUGGACCUCAGAUCACGGACAACCCCUAUUGCAAUGAGCUUUGCACAGUUCGAAAAUCUUCUGGGGAUAAAUGCACAUUCUGAAGACCUGCUCAGAAACCCAUCCUAUAUUCAAGAGGCUAAAGCUAAGGGACUAGUCAUAUUCUGCUGGGGUGAUGAUACAAAUGAUCCUGAGAACAGAAGGAAGUUGAAGGAAUUUGGAGUUAAUGGUCUAAUUUAUGAUAGGAUAUAUGAUUGGAUGCCUGAACAGCCAAAUAUAUUUCAAGUGGAGCAGUUGGAACGCCUGAAGCAAGAAUUACCAGAGCUUAAGAGCUGUCUGUGUCCCACUGUUAGCCGCUUUGUUCCCUCAUCUUUGUGUGGGGAGCCUGACAUCCAUGUGGAUGCCAACGGCAUCGAUAAUGUGGACAGUACUUAGUUUUUGUUGAGCAGAGGCCAUUUGGGGGCUUGCACCACUGUUCUGGGUGUUCACUUUUCAUCCUUGAACUUUGUUUUCUCUGCCUUUUAGGGUUCUCAGUCCAAUGAAGCAAUAAUGAAGUAUUUUACUAUUUCACUACAGUUCUUGCUAGAAUUUCAAGUAUGCUACUUAAAUCACUUGGCCAGGUAUAAUUACCAGUCAGUCUCUUUACAAUGAGAAAAUUUAUUGAUUGGUAAAUAUUUUAAACUAAACAUGUAAAUGUAUAAUAUUAAACAAAUAUUCAUUAAAAGCAUAGCAUUUUGAAGUUACCUAUAUAACUAUCUUAUAUUUACAUUUCUUACAGCUUUUCAUUUGAUCAGGUCUGAAAUAAUUAGCACUUGGGAAACAUGACUAUGCAUAAUUAUACCUGACCAUGGAAAAAAUAAGUACCUCAAAUGCAUGCAUUUGCACUGGUGAUUCCAACUGCACAAUCUUUGUGCCAUCUGUGUAUAUAUGUAUUUUUUUACAUGGAUUGACAUCCACAUAUACCAUUUUCAUUCAGUAUGAACCUUGAGGCUGCUGCCAUUUUCCCACUUAACCAAACCAAUGCCUGUGUAAACAGCCUGGAGGUAUCCUUGAAAGCUUAUUUCCUAAGUCUUUCAAAAGUUGUUUUGCAUUAAUGUUAAAAUUUCAGAACACUGCAGGGUAAUUUAAUGUAUAAAAUAUUAGAAGAAGUAUGUAUUGCAUACUUAGAAAAGUAGAUCAUAAUGUAUAAAUUUUAUUCAAUGCAUGCUUUAGGUUUUAAGCAUGAGAUUAUACAUGUUUACUGUAAGUCCUUGCAUCAGUGGUGCUAGGUGAGUGUGAGAAGGUGUCAAGGACUCAAAAUGUUUUGUUGCCUAAAAAAAAAAAAAGGCCUGUUUGUAGGCACUUUAAAUAUGCUUAUUUUAAGUGUCUCUCACUACCUAUUACACACCGUUGCUUUGUGGGUUUGUUUUGUGUGUUGUAUAGUAGUUUAAAUCGCCAUGCAAAAAAAUAAAUGUCCUGAAUUCUCAUUGGUUUUUUUAUUGGUUAACAUAUAUCAUGCAUGUAAUUUAUUUAGAAUUGGAGAAGAUCCUACUAAAUGCAUAUGCAUGUUUUUAGGAUUACACUAAGAUUUCUUUCAUAUGAGACAGUUUGCCUUGGCUUAACUGUAACUUAAGAAUGCAUGUUAAAGAAAAUACGCAGAUUUAUUUUCUUCCUUAUAAAAUGAAAUUUCAAGAAGGUGUUACUUUUGUAGAAUUGGCUCUAUAAUAUGAGAAAUUGGAAUUUAGUGUCUAAAGGGGUGACUUAUUUGCAUCUACGUUAUCCCUUGUUCUUUGCUAAAGUUUAUUCAUAUGUUAACAUAUUUUGGCAGUAGCUCAGAACCUGAGAUUUGGAAUUACAUAUUUUCUCUCUUUAUUUUUUAAGCCAAACAAUGCAAUUUGAUCAGCCUGAAAUCAUGUGGAGAAAUACUUUGAAAUCCUGUGAUAUUAUUAUGUUUGUAAUACAGAUAUUUAAUGGAAAAUAGCUUAGGAAAUGGAGUCUUCCGCAAAACUUCUGUAUACUUUUCCCAUGUUGAAUGAGAUUUUUCCAACACUGGUGUGAAUUAGCCACUUUUAGAAAAUUCCUGAAAAGAAUGUUUUUCUUCGUCUGCAGACUUUUGUACAAUACAGUUACCAUUACUUUAUGGUAACCUGAUUAGCCAUAUGUAUACAUUUCUAGUCCUGUUCAUUUGCUCCUCACCUGUACUUUUUCAGUUCCAGUUCUCCUUUGAAGACUUCAAGGUAAAGGGGAAGCAGAUCAUAAAGGGAUGAAGACAGGAUGAGGAAAGGCAGGCCUGUGGCCUGAGCAGUGUUAAUUUGCUUACAUGGACUUACAGUGACUGCUUGUGAGGGACAGACCCUCACUGCUCACUUUCUCUCCUGUUUCUUCCUGACCUCAGAAACCAGUGUUAGUAGGAGCAUUAGCUCCUGGUUUUGAUAGAGCUAAGUCUAGGUGUGCAGAUCACCAGCUGUUGCCCUGUACACUCUGGUCUGGCUGCACCAUGCUCCUAUACUGUCUGUGGCCGUGCACCCUCUACCUGGAAGCCUUCUCCUCCCUACAGACACUGUCUCCCUGCCAAACACAUUUCUCCUUAGCCGUUGUCCCCUCUUCUCUAACCCUUUGCCAAGACAUCAGAAUGGAUGAUCCGCCCUUUUUACUCCAUAGCCUUAUAUGGUCACACCUUGAUCACACGUGCAUAACAGUGAAUUCCAGGUAGUUCCAGUUGAUAUUUGUCUUACCUACCAGGCUGUGGGCGCUUCAAGGACAGGGACCUUGUCUUGUUUCUAUUUCCACAGAGCAUGGAACAUAAUAGAAAAUAAAUGUUGGAAUCAUUGGGAUAAUUUGUAUCAAAUGUCCUUUUGAAAUAAGAGAUUAUGUUUACUAAGAAUGUAAACUAAGAUUAAAUUGGUUUACAUUUUGACAAUUGGAACAGUUGAUGUCAAUUUUAAAUGUAGAGGUAGAGGUAUAAUGUUAAAUUAUUUUAUAUACUCUGGAAAUUGAGUGAAAUGUUUGAUAAAAUGCCGCCAUUGUUCUCUCUGGUAUUUUCUACUCUCUGGAAUUAUGUACUGUAACUGACUAGAUGUAAACGUGAGGGGUUGGUAGUGCCUGAGGGCUACCAUAACCACGCAUUUACCCAUUCCCAUUGUUCCUUUUGACACUAUUUUUCUCUCCAACACCCCCAUGUUUCUGCCUACCUCAGUCUCUUUCCUGCUCUGAAAUGCCUUCUCUGUCUCCCUUCAGUUUCCAGCUCAGGUGCCACCUCCUCCACGAAACCCUUUCCUCCACUUUUAAUCAGAAUCAUGAUGAUGCAAACAAAUGUAGACAGCCUCAAAAUCUCACUACUUUGUUGUGCAGCUGGGUUAGCAAGCACAACUGGUUCAGACUAGAACUGGGCUUUGUGACUUCUAAUCAUGUGUUCUUAAACUGUGCUGCUUUUUGAAUUCUUGUGGCUGUUGUUAGCAUCUGCUUUCUUAUAGUCCAGCCUUUUAUGUGCCUGUUUUACUUCCCUAAUAAGAUUGUAAGCCCCUUAAGGGCAGGACUUCUUUGCAUUCCUAGUGCUACUCUUGUGUCCUAUACUUAGUUAUGAACUAGAUAAUAAAUGGUGGUGGCAAUAAUCCUAGUUUCCUAACUCAGAUUGUUUCACAGUAUACAUACAACUUUGUAUGGCAUGCUUGACCAUAUUGUCUGGACCGUGUGUGUGCUCGUGUGCAUGUAUAUAUAUGUGUGUUUGCAUGUUUACACAAAGAGUUCCCACUCUGCUGUUUGCUUGAGACCACAUAUUUGAAGGAUUACCAAAAACCAGUUUUUCUGCUGCAUGCUAUAUGAGGGUAAUUAUGGGAAUAAGUAGAAGACAAGGUAUAGUUUUUCUCCCAGGCCUGGCUGCCCCUUCCAGGGCCAGUGCACCUACAACCUGUAGCUGGUGGCCUGGCAGUGAAGAAGGUGCUGCCUUGGCUAGGACUCAGGUGGGCCUGUGGGAUCAUUGUCUCAUUAGUCCUAAUGUCUGAUCACUGCCCCUCGCUGUUGGCCUUUUUCUUCACAGGCUGACUGUAUUUUGUCUUUCACAGUGUUUGCUACUCUAGGUUGACAAUAGAGUCUUGUUUGUUUAUAUUUAAAUACAUCUCAUUUGCUUCCUUACAUUUUAUACAUGGAUCACAUACUUUUUGGUUGGAGAGCAAUGUAUAUUAGAAAUACUGCAUUGUUUUGGUGUUCGUGAUUAGAAAUUCAUACAAAUAUAAUCACUGGGCUUGUGUAGUUUGAAAAAUAGAUUUGAAAUGUUUCAAAUGCAAGUCAUAGGACUAAGAGCGUUUGAGUAAGUCCUGAUUGAUAAUAAAAGAUCAUAGACAGGAACAAAUAUUUUGUGAAGCUCUCAAUCCCAACAAAAGUAGGUUAAGAGAAGUGGAUAGUUUUGAAGCCAUUGUGGAGCACAGCCUUUGUAAUCUCAGAGGCCAGGGUAGUGCUCGUGGGUUGUACAGGGAGAAUGAAAGCAUCAUCCCAACCAUGGAGAGGAAUUUUUUUAAUGUCAGAGGCUUUGCAUCCUUGUAGGAGAUAAAAAUUUAUGAAUGAUUUUAGAGUGGAGAAAGCACAAUAAAAUGAAAUAUAUGUUAAAAUAAUGAUGAUCUAAACAUACUUUUACCUGUUUUCCUCUGAUAGGAAACAAAAUGCAAUUGUGAUUGGUGACCUUCUGAAACUUGCAAACCCAAACGACGUAACUUCACAGGAAGAAAACUAAACACUUAGUGAAAGUCAUCAUAUCUCAUGGUUUCAAAUAAUCUUUGCAGCCCUAUUCCCUAAGUUCCAGAUUCAGACAUCUGUCACCUGAUUUUAUUUCAUUCCUUUCCAUUUAUAUUAAAUAAUUUAUAGGGUUUUUUAAAGGGAAAUGUAAUUUCUAUUUAUCUUUUUAUACAUCCUCAACCUAUUUUAUAAUUAUCAUUUUUAGGCUGUUUUAGAAUUAUUUCCUAUUUUGAUUUUGUUGAUUUUAGUGACUUUUUGUUAGCAUUAAGUUUCCUCAUGUGUUUUGGGGUUUUAUAUACAAGAUCUUGUUAUUUCUUUCCCUCUUUGCUGGUCUUAUGAUCACCUCCCUAAGGAACUCCAGGUCCUCAAUCUCAACACAGAUAUAUGAUCAAACCCAGGAAUUAAUGCCUAGAAGGGCACUGGGGACAUUGCUCCCAACUCUAAGGAGAUUUUUAUAUUUUAUUAUUCCUUUUCUCUCCUUUUGCUGUUUGCCCAUUUUUCCUGUGUAUUUGAAGCUAUAUAUAUAUAGCUGGUUUUGGUUUUGGUUUGGUUUGGUUUGGUUUGGGGAUAAACUUGCCAAAUCAUCAGAUGUUAAAAAUUCUCACCAUUCCAGAGAAUAGUGAUGUAGGUUCUUCCUCCCCAGGAGAGACCAGAAUUAAGGUGGUAUGUGUAGUGGAGGUGCUAGGUUCUCCAUCUGCCCGGUACUGAUGCCUCUUUUGGAUACUGGCAUUUUCCUUUGGGGGAUGUCUCUGCCCUUUUGGGUACGGUUUUUGGGAGUCUAUGAAAUAUAGUGUCCUUUCGCCAAGCCAAGACUGGGUACAUGAAGAAAUCAAGACAACUGCACUGUGUAGGCUCUCUUCUGUAUGACUGCAUCUUAAUCAGUGGCCCAUAAAGGUGACGACUCUUUAGACUGUUUCCAUUGCAGGGCAACCUAAGUGGUUGACAUGAAGCCCAUAGGACCUUCUGUUUCUUCUUUCUGACCUGACUUUGUAGAAAAUUUCUUUCUUCUAAUAAUAGAGCCAGAAUCUGUUUCUUACACUUGUAAAAUAUGUGCUCUUAUGGAUAUGUGUGUGUGCAGGCAUGUAAUACUCCAGUAUCAUUUUAUAUGCUAUUCUUUCAGCUCAGCAGCUU